Messenger RNA from Caenorhabditis auriculariae, 1888 nucleotides. Lineage: Eukaryota; Metazoa; Nematoda; Chromadorea; Rhabditida; Rhabditidae. The record is from the annotation of a GenBank genome assembly.
AUGGCUUGUAGUUUCACUGGAAUCGCUAAGAAUGGGCCAAAUCCAUACUCUGAGAUGUUCGCCUUCAAAGCUGCGAUGAAGGUUUUCCUUUUUGUCUUUGUUUAAUUGCUCUGGUAGUUGUUGAGAAUUUAACGUUUUUCCUCAACUUUAUUACAUCAUUUUCAUCAAAAUAUCAGGCUGCGGAAGCUGAGCCUGUUUGGAGAACUUCGAGAAUCAUUGAGCGGCAACGAUGGAAUCCUUAUUCGUUUGAAGGAGGGUAAGUCGAUUUUUUGAAACUAUGUUUCGAUCGGAAUUAUGAGCUGAAACUGAAAAAUUAUAAUUGUUAUUUCAAGAAAUGUAUUUCAUAGGGUAGUUUUUUUGUAUAACUCUUUCGAAUACAAAACUCCCAAUUUCUUCGAUGCUAAAAAAAUUUAAAAAGAGUAGUUUUUUUGUUUUCAAUUUAUAUGUAUAAGAACUGCGUUUUUCAAAAUGAGUGAGUAGAGAAACUCGAUCAUAAGUUUUCAGUUGAAGGGUAUAUUUGUUUAUUUCAAAUCGAAAAAUAAUCGGUUUUUUUUUUCAGUUCUACCUGUGCUAUCGCUGGCGAAAACUUCGCCAUCUUGGCUAGUGACACCCGAUUGACGCAGAACGAUAUCAACAUUCUGACCCGCGAUGGAGAAAAGAUGCAUAUUUUGUAUGACUUGCUGUUUUUCCACUCAUUCAAUGAGUUUUAGGAACGACUCUAUCGUUCUGGCUACCACCGGAUUCUAUGGAGACGUUCUGCAGCUGAAGAAGGUUCUGCAAGUACGUUUCUUUGCAUGAUAUUCGCAACAGUUUCGUAAUUCAAACAGUCGCGACUCCACAAAUACCGUUUCGACUACCGUAGCGACAUGUCGGUUGACUUGUGCGCUGAACUCCUUUCUCGAAACCUUUACUAUCGGCGCUUCUUCCCUUACUACACCGGCGCGGUUCUGGCUGGCAUUGACGAACACGGUUCGAAGAUCCUUCCUACUGAACUUCUAAAAUAAGUUUCAGGAAAAGGGGCCGUUUUCAGUUAUGACCCUAUCGGAUGCAUCGAACGUAUCGCCUAUUCGGCCAGCGGAAACGCCGAGCCCAUGAUCAUUCCUUUCCUCGACUGUCAGGUUUGUAAAUUCCGAAGUAUUUUUUUUUCCAAGUCGAGAGCGUUCAGAUCGGUCAUGUCACUCUGUCUGAUGAAGCAGAGAAGCCGCCUCUUACUUUGGAGAGAGCCACGUCUCUGAUGAAGGUUUGUGUUUGUACAUUUAUUUCAAUCAAGUUUUUCUUCAUAUGUGCAGUUUUUUUCCAAAAUUUUUUUCAAAUUUUUCUAUUUUUGUCAGGGCGUCUUCAUAAGAACUUUUAAUUGUUCUUCAUAGGAAUUUUCAAGUUUCAAUUACAUUCUAAAAAUUGAUUCUGAACGUUUUGUACUGCGUAAUUUUUUAUAUCCGUCAAAAUAACGUCCAAAAAAGUCUUCAGCUGAAAGCUUACGUCUUUUUUUUAGAAAAGAUUUUUUUUAAAUUAGUUUUUUACGUUCUCGUGCAUGCUGUGAGAUCGUUUCUUUCUAUAAUUAUUUAAUUCUGCGCCGCGUUCAAAGUGUUGUCGGAAAAGUAUAAUUGACUGUGAAAUUGUAAAAAAGAAACUGUCAUCGACGUUGAAAGUUCAUAGUGGGAAAUUUGUUGCUGAACGAUUGAAAGCUUUACGAGUUUGGUUCCAUGCGUUUGGCAAAGGAUCAUGUUAUGGAAACGGCUAUAAUAGCCCUCGUUAUUGACGGAUUUUUCAGGACGCGUUCCGAAGUGCUGCUGAGAGAGAAAUAACCACCGGUGACAAGAUUCACCUCAUCAUUGCAGAAGCAGGCAAGCCAAUCGUUCAGAAGUUCCUUCCUCUUCGCGAGGAUUAA